UCAUGGAGGAAACUUCUCUUCCAAACCUGAACUUGACCAUUUGGACGACUCUGUCGCCUCUCAAUACCACAGCUGACAUCAACACCACAGAAAAACCCUUCAGCGUGUUUGAAGGCUGUGAACAUCAGGUCGAGGGCAUUCUCUUUGACUUGGCGGUACAGUGCUUCAACUUGUUUGUGGGACUACCCACCAACUGCUUCGUCCUUGCUGUCCUCAUCCGCAAUUGCAAGCAGCCUUCCACAUCAGACAUAUUUCUGGGCUGCUUGGCAUUUAUGGAUGCAUACUUCAGCACCAUGCCACCCUUAAGUUUUCUCAACUUCUACCUCUGGCACAGUAAGGAGGUGUGGUCCGCCCUCAAGUUCUCCUAUGGUGUGAAAGACACCAGUGGUCCACUAUUUCUCUCCUGCAUCUGCCUGGACCGCUUCCUGGCUGUGGUCUUUCCAAUUGCAUUCGGGAAGCUUAAACACAUUAAGUACAGGCUGAGCCUGUCAGUGGUGGUCCUCUGUCUCACCUUCGCCUACUCAUCAGCCAAAGUUGUCGGAGGCCUCCCCAACUUUGAGAAGGUGUUCACCAUCGAGAUCCUUGCAACAUUUUCUUGGAUGGUUGUUUGUAACUUAAGCAUCCUGUGGGUGCUGAAGAAAUCCCACAGGGCAGGGAAGGACGAAAUGCACCCCAUGAAGAAGAAGGCCUUCAAAAUGGUUUUGUCUAUCCUUUGCAUCAUUAUAGUCAACUACCUGCCACCUGUUGCGCUCUUCCCAUUUCAAGAUCACUACACCCCGGAUGUGUUCCGCUGCUAUGUGCAGCCUGUAGGCUUUUCCUUCCUCAACAUCAGCAGCACCAUCCAGCCCCUUAUCUACCUAAGCCGUCUGGAGAAGCUGCCCUUCAUCCCGGACAACUGCAUUAAGAGGUGUCUCACCUGUAAUAUCACAAAGAACAAAACUCCACCUCCACAAAAGACAUCUUCACAGACUUAG
Messenger RNA from Thalassophryne amazonica, 974 nucleotides. RefSeq names its product G-protein coupled receptor 4-like. Gene Ontology annotation, biological process: positive regulation of Rho protein signal transduction; phospholipase C-activating G protein-coupled receptor signaling pathway. Lineage: Eukaryota; Metazoa; Chordata; Actinopteri; Batrachoidiformes; Batrachoididae. Bases 3 to 974 code for a protein of 323 amino acids. Gene Ontology annotation, cellular component: membrane. The record is from RefSeq and is a predicted model, not a curated record. Gene Ontology annotation, molecular function: G protein-coupled receptor activity. The transcript has a single exon.